UUCUGUACAACACCAGAAGAAGAGAUUUUGUGGUAGGGCUAACCUGCUAGCAGAGAAGACAGUUGCUUUGCAAGUGAACUGCUGGUAACUUUUGCAACAUGCUUCUGCAGAAGGUCAGGCCAUGGCUGCUCCGCUGCAGAAGCGUUGGCUUGGCCUCCUCCAGGACUUACUAUGGGGACCAAGUAGCGACGCUCGGCUCGGCCCCUGACUCCCAGUCUGCGGACUACCAGAAAAAUUAUGAGCAAAUGCAAGCUCUCGUUGAAGAACUAAAAACCCGGUCAGAGAAGGUCAAACUUGGUGGAGGAGAGAAGGCCAGGAACCUUCACGUAUCUCGGGGCAAGCUCCUACCCAGAGAACGCAUAGACAGACUUCUGGAUCCUGGGACGCCAUUUUUGGAGUUCUCCCAGUUUGCAGCAUAUCAGUUGUACGGCAAAGAAGAGGUCCCAGCUGGGGGUAUCAUCACUGGAAUCGGACGGGUUUCAGGAGUGGAGUGUGUCAUUGUUGCCAACGACGCCACAGUCAAAGGAGGGACAUACUACCCUGUUACAGUGAAAAAGCACCUCCGCGCACAGGAAAUAGCCCAGCAGAACCACCUGCCGUGCAUAUAUCUGGUGGAUUCCGGCGGAGCCAAUCUGCCCAGGCAGGCCGAUGUCUUCCCUGACAGGGAUCACUUUGGAAGGAUCUUUUUCAACCAGGCAAGGCUGUCAUCCGAGGGUCUGGCCCAGAUCGCGGUGGUGAUGGGCUCGUGCACUGCCGGCGGAGCCUACGUACCAGCCAUGGCCGACGAGAGCAUCAUCGUGCGCAAGCAAGGAACCAUUUUCCUGGGAGGACCGCCUCUGGUGAAAGCUGCCACCGGAGAAGAGGUGUCCGCUGAAGACCUGGGCGGGGCUGAUCUUCACUGCAGGAAGUCUGGCGUUACGGAUCACUACGCCUUAGACGACAACCACGCUCUACACCUGGCGCGGAAGGCCGUCCGGAACCUCAACUACAGGAAGAACAUGGAGGUGACCAUCGAGCCGUCAGAGCCCCCUCUCUACCCGGCAGAUGAGUUGUACGGCAUCGUCGGGGCAAAUCUCAAGCGUAACUUUGAUGUUAGAGAGGUAAUUGCCCGGGUCGUGGACGGGAGUAAAUUUGAUGAGUUCAAAGCGUUCUACGGGGAUACGCUUGUUACAGGUUUUUCCAGAAUCUUCGGCUACCCCGUUGGAAUCAUCGGCAACAAUGGAGUGCUGUUUUCAGAGUCUGCGAAGAAGGCGACCCAUUUUAUUGAGCUAUGUUGUCAGCGUAAGAUCCCACUCAUUUUCCUGCAAAACAUAACCGGCUUCAUGGUGGGCCGUGAGUACGAAGCCGGGGGGAUCGCUAAGGACGGAGCCAAGAUGGUGAUGGCGGUCGCCUGCGCCGACGUGCCCAAGAUCACAGUCCUCAUCGGGGGAUCCUACGGAGCGGGGAACUACGGCAUGUGUGGGCGGGCUUACAGCCCAAGGUUCCUCUACAUGUGGCCCAACUCGAGGAUCUCUGUGAUGGGGGGGGAGCAGGCUGCCACAGUGCUAGCAACCAUCACUAAGGACAAGAAGGCCCGCGAGGGCAAAGAGUUCACGGCAGAACAGGAGGCUGCCAUGAAGGAGCCAAUAGUGCGUCGCUUCGAGGAGGAGGGGAACCCCUAUUUCAGCAGUGCCAGGCUGUGGGACGACGGCAUCAUCGACCCGGCGGACACCCGGCUGGUGCUGGGGCUGAGUCUCAGCGCCGCGCUCAACGCACCCAUGAAGAAGACCCAGUUUGGCGUGUUCCGGAUGUAGCGCUCUGCCGGUCGGCUUCGCCCCCCCCCCCCCCCGUAGAUGGCGCCUGUAAGGGAGAGCGCCGCAUGUGCUUUGACGAAUCCAUGGACUGUGGAGUGAUGAGGACGGUUACCGGUGUGGAGAGAGUGAUAUUAAUAUAGAUUUAUUGGUCACCAUGACAGGAUAUCUGCGGUGCCCGGAACACUGUUAACUGCCUUUUUAAUGGGCGCCUUUCCCGCACUAGGCGACAUUAAGAACCACCAUAAUGACUUCAUGUUGUAAUCGUAAGCUUUGUGUGUGUGUUUCACAAAAUGAUUUUGUAAGUUAGGAAAAACACGAAAAUAAGUGGACAUUUAAAACUUUUUGGGAAUAAAUGUCAUGAUUUUCCUGUAUGGUCAAUACUGAUUAUUUAUUGUUUUUGCUGAGCAGCUUGUAUGAAAAUCAAUAGGGGGCACUGUUUGGCUGUAAAUAACGUAUUUCAGUAUAAUGGAGACAGGCUAAAGGACAUGUUCUUAUUUACAACAUUUGACAGCAGUAAUUAUACUGCAUUGAAGGUGAAUAUUUCACCACAGUGUAGGAGGGUUAAAAGCAAUCUGGAAUCGGCCGGACAUGUAGCUUUUCCUUUGUUGCUUUAGUUUAACAAAAUCAUUGACCUGAAUAUUAUUCUCUUUUCAUCGAUUUUUCUUUGUUCAUAGAUGAUUCUCUGUUCAUGGUGUAGAGAAUUCUAUAUUCAGUGUAUGGAGAUCAUUUGAUAUUGUCUAAAUGAUACGUCUGUUUGAUUAUUCUUUAUCGUUAUAGCUAUAUAUCUGUUUAAAUAGACACCCACACCCACAUGCGUACUUGGAUGAUUUUCUCUACUUGGUGUGUAUGUAGGGGAUUCUAAAAGUCUAGCAAUGUAGCAUGCUGGUCUUUAGAAAAUAAGUAUAAAUAGUUUCCACUUUAAUAUAUGCAUUAAAAAUGAGGGCUUUGCCUUUCCACACUAAGCAAGGCUCCUACACAUAAUACAUAGAGCAAUAUUCCUCAAAGCAGUCCUCGAAAGAAGAAAAUAUCCCCACUGCUAAACUUGAGUAUUUUCCCAUUCGGUGGCUUCCCUUUCUGUCUUUCUAAAUAAUGGGUUCCACCCAGUGGCUCUUUGGCUCAUAUUUCACAUCAAAAACUCGCUCUGGCACCAAUACUAAUUCAGAUAUUUGGCUGCUCCUUCACUCACAUCCAGGCAAAGGAGAGGUGUAACGGCGCAUUUAAAGUUGAAAAGCAGUCAUGAAUGUAUUUUAUUUUUUGUCAGGCCAGCACGGCUGAAAGGACCAGGCCAGGGUAUGUCUUUGCCCCCCCUUCAACCCCUUUAUCCUCCCCGGAGAAGUGAGACACUCACAGUGGGAAUGGGAUUGCUUUGAACACGAAGGGACUGGCUGGCUCGACU
Gadus chalcogrammus (walleye pollock) is the source of this 3189-nucleotide messenger RNA. It is a transcript of the gene mccc2, whose product is annotated as methylcrotonyl-CoA carboxylase subunit 2. The transcript has 17 exons. Gene Ontology annotation, biological process: L-leucine catabolic process. Gene Ontology annotation, molecular function: methylcrotonoyl-CoA carboxylase activity. The coding region runs from base 99 to 1793 and encodes 564 amino acids. The record is from RefSeq and is a predicted model, not a curated record. Gene Ontology annotation, cellular component: mitochondrion; methylcrotonoyl-CoA carboxylase complex. Lineage: Eukaryota; Metazoa; Chordata; Actinopteri; Gadiformes; Gadidae.